Molecule: messenger RNA, 5136 nt
Organism: Odontomachus brunneus
Lineage: Eukaryota; Metazoa; Arthropoda; Insecta; Hymenoptera; Formicidae
Product: neural-cadherin-like
Exons: 24
Coding region: 1-5136 (1711 amino acids)
Biological process (GO): homophilic cell-cell adhesion
Cellular component (GO): catenin complex; plasma membrane
Molecular function (GO): calcium ion binding; cadherin binding
Source: RefSeq, a predicted model, not a curated record
AUGGUUGAUCCGCUAAAACUCUUUUGGGUUAUUACCAACAGCACCUACCUGGUAACGAAAUUCAUUCGUAUCGGGAUAGCCGACAAGAACGAUAAUCCCCCGUACUUCGACAAGGGCCUCUACGAGGCUGAGGUAGACGAGAAUGAGGACAUCCAGCACACGGUGCUCACCGUUACCGCCAAAGAUCACGAUGAGUCCUCGCGUAUUCGAUACGAGAUCACGAGCGGGAACAUAGGCGGUGCGUUCGCCGUGAAAAACAUGACCGGCGCCAUUUACGUCGCGGGUGCGUUGGACUAUGAGACGAGGAAGAGGUACGAGCUUCGGCUUACUGCCUCGGACAACUUGAAGGAGAAUUACACGACUGUUGUAAUUCACGUGAAGGACGUAAACGACAACCCGCCCGUCUUCGAGCGGCCAAAUUACAGAACACAAAUUACGGAGGAGGACGACAGAACUCUGCCGAAACGCGUCCUCGGGGUCACCGCCACCGACGGAGAUAAGGACAGACCGCAAAACAUCGUUUACUUCCUGACCGGGCAAGGUAUCGAUGCCGAUAAUCCUUCGAACAGCAAGUUCGAUAUCAACCGCACGACCGGCGAAAUCUUCGUCCUAAAGCCGCUGGACAGAGACCAACCGAAUGGCCGGCCGCAAUGGCGGUUCACCGUGUUUGCACAGGACGAAGGCGGAGAGGGUCUCGUGGGUUAUGCCGACGUGCAAGUUAACCUCAAGGACAUCAACGACAACGCCCCGAUAUUCCCGCAGGGGGUCUACUUCGGCAACGUCACCGAGAAUGGCACCGCAGGAAUGGUGGUAAUGACAAUGACAGCCGUGGAUUACGACGAUCCGAGCGAAGGCACGAACGCGAGGCUCAUCUACUCCAUCGAGAAGAAUGUCAUCGAGGAGGAGACUGGCUCGCCCAUUUUCGAGAUCGAAUCGGAGACCGGCGUGAUAAAGACCGCAGUAUGUUGUCUGGAUCGCGAACGCACCCCGGAUUACUCUAUACAGGUCGUCGCGAUGGACGGAGGAGGUUUAAAAGGUACCGGGACGGCAUCGAUACGGGUCAAAGAUAUAAACGACAUGCCGCCGCAAUUCACGAAGGAGGAAUGGUUCACCGAGGUGGACGAGACGGAAGGACCGGAUCUGCCCGAAAUGCCGAUACUCACCGUUACUGUCCACGACGAGGACGAGACCAAUAAAUUCCAAUACAAGGUGAUCGAGAGCAGCGGUUACGGCGCCGACAAAUUUACUAUGGUACGGAACAACGACGGCACGGGAUCAUUGAAAAUUGUACAGUCGCUGGAUUACGAGGACCAAUUGCAAAGCAAUGGCUUUAGAUUUAGGAUACAGGUGAACGAUAAGGGCGAAGACAACGACAACGACAAAUACCACGUAGCUUACUCCUGGGUGGUUGUGAAAUUGCGAGAUAUUAACGACAAUCAGCCGCUGUUCGAGAAAGCCAACAUCGAGACCAGUGUGGCGGAAAACGCUCGCAUAGGCAGCACCCUGGAAACAUUCAAGGCCACCGAUCCAGAUCAAGGUGGAAAGAGCAAGGUCUCUUAUUCCAUUGACAGAAGCUCCGAUCGAAAGCGGCAAUUCUUCAUCAACGAAAACGGCACAGUGUCGAUUCAGAGAAGCCUCGAUCGCGAAGAAACUCCUCGACAUCAGGUUAAAAUUUUGGCGAUCGACGAUGGCAUACCACCCAAAACCGCGACGGCCACCCUGACAGUCGUUGUGCAGGACAUCAAUGAUAAUCCACCCCGAUUCCUCAAGGACUAUCGUCCAGUUUUGCCGGAAUACGCACAAACCAAGAAGGUCGUCGAGAUUCUCGCCACCGAUGACGACGACCGAUCGAGAAGCAACGGUCCGCCGUUUACAUUCAGGAUGGAUCCUAAUGCGAACGAUGUUAUCCGAGCUAGCUUCAAAGUGGAAAGCGAUAACAAGGGAGCCAACGGAGACGGAAUGGCCGUAGUGUCGUCUUUACGAUCGUUUGACAGGGAACAGCAGAAGGAGUUCUUGAUCCCUAUUGUCAUCAAAGAUUCCGGGAAUCCUUCUAUGUCUGGGACCAGUACAUUGACCGUUAUCAUAGGGGACGUUAACGACAACAAAAUGCAGCCUGGCUCGAAGGAAAUCUUUGUAUAUAACUAUGCAGGACAAUCGCCUGAUACCGAGAUAGGUAGGGUAUAUGUAUACGAUCUAGACGACUGGGAUCUGCCGGAUAAAAAGUUCUACUGGGAAGGAUUGGAGCACACUCAAUUUAAGCUCGAUGAAGACUCAGGGAUGAUCUACAUGAAGUCCGGCACGCACGACGGCAAAUAUCACUUGCGGUUUAAGGUCUACGAUCGGAAGCACACGCAGACGGACGUACCCGCGAACGUAACCGUCACCGUCAAGAGUAUUCCGCACGAUGCGGUACUGAAUUCAGGCUCGGUUCGGAUAUCCGGGAUAACGGACGAGGACUUCAUUCGUGUCUGGAAUUAUCAGAAUCAAACUCUCUCUCGAAGCAAAGUGGAUCUGUUUAGGGACAAACUGUCACACUUGCUGAACAUAGACAGAGACAACGUGGACGUCUUCAGUGUACAGUUAAGGAGGAUGCAUCCACCAUUGACAGAUGUCAGAUUCGCCGCGCACGGCUCACUGUAUUAUAAACCAGUCAGGCUCAAUGGCAUCGUUCUCAUGCAUCGUGAAGAGAUUGAGAAAGACGUGGGCAUCAACAUAACCAUGGUCGGUAUCGACGAGUGUUACUACGAGAACGAGAUGUGCGAAGGCAGCUGUACGAACACUCUCGACAUCAGCAGCUUGCCAUACAUGGUGAACGCGAAUAGAACCGCUCUUGUUGGCGUGCGUGUCGAUGUGAUAGCCGAAUGUACCUGCGGAGCGCGCAAUUUCAGCAAAGGCGAGUCUUGCAGGAACAGUCCCUGCUACAAUGGUGGACGCUGCGUGGAGGACCGAUUUGGGUUAUCAUGUCAGUGUCCAUCUGGCUACAACGGUCCGAGGUGUCAGCAAACUGCCAGGAGCUUCCGUGGCAACGGUUGGGCAUGGUAUCCCGCCUUGGAGAUGUGCGACAACAGUCAUUUAAGCUUCGAGUUCAUCACGAGAAAAUCCGACGGGCUGUUAUUGUAUAACGGCCCGAUCGUGCCUCCCGAGUCCGACGAGAUAAUGGUUUCAGAUUUCAUCUCAGUCGAAUUGGAACGCGGUAUACCGAGACUGCUGAUCGAUUUCGGAUCCGGCACCUUGGAGUUGAAAGUAAAACCAAAGAAAACUCUGGACGACGGCGAAUGGCAUCGACUCGACAUCUUUUGGAACACAGAGACCGUGAAACUCAUCAUUGACUACUGCAAGUCUGCGGAGGUAUCCGAGCUGGAAGAUGGUAGCCCGCCAGAGUUCAACGACACCAGCUGUCAAGCUCAGGGCAUAGUGCCGCCGUUUAAUGAGUACCUGAACGUGAAUGCACCACUGCAGAUCGGCGGCCUUUACGUCGAGCAAUUUGAUCCGUCGCACUACAAGUGGAAGCACAUGCCGGUGGGCAAGGGUUUCGACGGCUGCAUCAAGAACCUCUUCCACAACAGCAAGCUAUACGAUCUGGCCCAUCCCGGCCUGUCGCGAAACAGCGUCGCUGGUUGCCCCCAGACCGAGGAGAUCUGCAACAACCAAGAGUCGACUUUCCGCUGUUGGGAACACGGCACCUGCGUGGGUAGUUUCACCGAGGCGAGAUGCCAAUGCAAUCCCGGCUGGACCGGUCCUGGCUGCAUGACACCGACCAUCCCGACUACCUUCAAGCCUCAAAGCUACGCCAAGUACGCGUUAUCCUUCGAGCCCGAUAAAUAUUCUACCCAGGUGCAAUUGAGAUUCCGUACCCGGGAGAUCCACGGCGAGCUGUUCAGGGUGAGCGAUCAGCACAACAGGGAGUACGCCAUUUUGGAGAUCAAAGACAGCAGGCUGCACUUCAGAUAUAACCUGAACAGUCUCAGAACAGAGGAGCGAGAUAUCUGGCUCUCGGCGAUAGCCGUCGACGAUGGACAAUGGCAUACGGUGAGAGUGUCCAGGUACGGAUCCGCGGCGACCCUAGAGCUGGACGGCGGCGAGGGACGGAGAUUCAACGAGACCUUCUCCUUCGAAGGCCACCAGUGGCUCUUGGUAGACAAGCAGGAAGGCGUCUACGCAGGCGGCAAGGCGGAGUACACCGGCGUCCGUACGUUUGAGGUUUACGCGGACUAUCAGAAGGGCUGUUUGGACGACAUAAGAUUAGAAGGAAAGCAUCUUCCUCUACCGCCUGCUAUGAACGGGACUCAGUGGGGUCAGGCAACGAUGGCGCGAAAUCUGGAGAGGAACUGUCCAUCGAACAAACCGUGCGCCAAUGUCAUCUGUCAAGAUCCCUUCGAAUGUAUCGAUCUUUGGAACGAAUAUGAUUGCACUUGCGGAGAGGGAAGGAUUCCGUCACCGGACAAUAAAGGAUGUAUGGACAAGAACGAGUGCAUCGAUUAUCCCUGCCUGAACGGCGGCAGAUGCAUCAAUCAGGAUCCACGAUUCCGAUACCGAUGCAUCUGCCCCGAUGGCUUCUGGGGCGAGAACUGUGAGCUGGUCCAAGAAGGCCAAACGCUCAAACUCAGUAUGGGUGCACUGGCGGCCAUACUUGUCUGCCUUUUAAUUAUACUCGUUCUCGUGCUGGUGUUCGUCGUUUACAAUAGAAGACGAGAGGCGCACAUAAAGUAUCCCGGACCGGACGACGACGUGAGGGAGAACAUCAUCAAUUACGACGACGAGGGCGGUGGAGAGGACGACAUGACCGCGUUCGACAUCACGCCUUUGCAGAUCCCGAUCGGUGGUCCGAUCCCGGAAAUGGGUGGCAAGCUUCCCCCGUGCAAAGUGACCUAUCCACUUGGACCGGAACCAAACGUCGGCAUCUUCAUCGAGGAUCACAAGAAAAGAGCCGACAGCGACCCAAACGCACCUCCCUUCGACGAUUUACGGAAUUACGCGUAUGAAGGCGGCGGAAGUACCGCGGGUUCCCUAUCAUCAUUAGCCUCCGGUACGGACGACGAACAACAUGAAUAUCAGUAUCUAGGCGCCUGGGGUCCCAGAUUCGACAAACUGGCCGACAUGUACGGACCCGCGGAAGAGAGCGAAGAGGAGGACUAA